AUGAAGGUUUUAAUCACCGGUGCGACAGGGACGAUAGGCAGUGAGAUUUUUCGGCAUUGCCUCGCCCAUCCAGACAUCACCAGCGUCGUGGCCAUAACACGCCGGAGCCUGCCAGAGACUAUAUCUAGUCAUCCCAAGCUCACCUCUGUCGUCAUGCAAGACUUCAAGGUUUGGCCCAGGGAGUUGCUUCAGUCCCACAGCGACGCGGUCGGCAUGAUCUGGGCGCUGGGCGGGUCAGAAGGUAACGCCACCGUCAACCUUGAGUUCCCGCUAGCCUUCACGAGGGCCAUGGCCGAAGUCCUCGAGUCCGAGCAUCGGGUGGCCGGAGCUAGAGUCGGAAAGAUACCUAGGCAGGAGUUCCGGUUUAUUUAUCUGAGUGGGGCGUUUGUCGAGAGGGAUCAGAACAAGAAACUGUUCCUUGAACGAGACCCGCCGAACAAAGACAUCUGUAUCCUGCCGGCGGCGAGAAAAUUAAAGGUUUACCCAGCUGACGAAUUGGCAACACUAAAGGGCGUGACGGAGACAGAGUCCCUGGCAUUUGCCCGAGAACACGCGCAUAUAUGGCAGACGCUCAUCGUACGGCCAGGGGUAGUGCUGCCCAAGGAUUCAAUCGCCACAUGGAUGCUGGGCUGGGCGUUGGGAGAAAAUUGGGUUAUUGGCAGGGAGGAGCUUGCUGCGUUCAUGACCGAUCUUUGCGCCAACGGCGCGGACGAAAAGGACAAGACCACGUUCGAGAACUCCGGGAUACUGCAUAAGGGAAGGGCACUUCUUCAAAGGACAGACAAUGGGAUUUUGUUGAGCGCUUAG
This is a messenger RNA of Pyricularia pennisetigena, 807 nucleotides long. RefSeq lists its product as uncharacterized. NCBI's taxonomy places the organism in Eukaryota, Fungi, Ascomycota, Sordariomycetes, Magnaporthales, Pyriculariaceae. The record is from RefSeq and is a predicted model, not a curated record. The transcript is spliced from 3 exons. The coding region runs from base 1 to 807 and encodes 268 amino acids.